Gopherus evgoodei (Goodes thornscrub tortoise) is the source of this 5029-nucleotide messenger RNA. It is a transcript of the gene PRP4K, whose product is annotated as pre-mRNA processing factor 4B. NCBI's taxonomy places the organism in Eukaryota, Metazoa, Chordata, Testudines, Testudinidae. Gene Ontology annotation, biological process: peptidyl-threonine phosphorylation; mRNA cis splicing, via spliceosome; peptidyl-serine phosphorylation. The record is from RefSeq and is a predicted model, not a curated record. Gene Ontology annotation, molecular function: ATP binding; protein serine/threonine kinase activity.
ACCCUUGGCGCCCCAUCGCGCAUGCGCUGCGGCCGCGUCUCACCAGCAGCAGCGAAGGAGUUUGGAAGUUCAAAAUGGCCGCCGCGGUGGAGUCUGUGCUGCGGGAGCCCGAAACUGAAGAUGCAGAUAUUUCUGAGAGAAGUGUCAAUGAAGAAAAUGGGGAAAUAUCAGAAGGAGAGCAACCUCAGAAUAAGCACAGCCGACACAAAAAAAAGAAACACAAACACCGAAGUAAACACAAGAAACACAAACAUUCUUCAGAAGAAGACAAGGACAAAAAACAUAAACACAGGCACAAACAUAAGAAACAUAAACGGAAAGAGGUUGUUGAUGCCUCUGACAAAGAAGAUGGACCAGCAAAAAGAACUAAAAUUGAUUUCUUAGCUCCUCUAGAAGAUUUGGAAAAACAAAGAGCAUUAUUGAAAGCUGAACUUGAGAAUGAGUUAAUGGAAGGAAAAGUUCAAUCUGGGAUGGGGUUAAUAUUACAAGGUUAUGAGUCAGGUUCUGAAGAAGAGGGAGAAAUCAAUGAAAAGGUGCGAAAUGGUAAUAGGUCUUCAACUAAAUCAUCAAACACUAAGGGGAAACUAGAGCUUGUGGACAAUAAAACAAGUUCCAAAAAAGCAAGUAAGAAUGAAUCAAAGGAACGGACUAGGCACAGAUCUGAUAAAAAGAAAAACAAGAUAGGAAUUGAUGGAAUGAAAGAGAAAACAACUAGAAGCAAAUCAAAAGAGAGGAGAAAAUCAAAAAGCCCAUCUAAAAGAACUAAAUCUCAAGAUCAAACAAGGAAAUCAAAGUCACCAACCCUUAAAAGGCGGUCUCAGGAGAAAAACAGAAAGUCUAAGUCUCCUCCAGAGGAUAAGAAUAAAGCAGAUGAUAAGAGUAAAGCAAGAGAUCGCAGAAGGUCUCCAGUUGUAAAUGAAAGCAAAAGUCGAGAUCGUGGCAAAAAAUCCAAAUCUCCAAUAGAAUUAAGAAGCAAAUCCAAAGACAGAAGGUCACGAUCAAAAGAUCGGAAAUCAAGGAGAUCAGAGACUGACAAAGAGAAGACAAUUAAAUCUCCUUCAAAAGAUGCUUCUUCAGGGAAAGAAAACAGGUCUCCUAGUAGAAGACCUGGCCGCAGCCCUAAAGGAAGAAGCUUAUCUCCAAAACGUGAUAAAUUACGAAGAAGCAGAUCUCCACUUCUUAACGAUCGCAGAUCAAAACAGAGUAAAUCUCCCUCUCGAACUCAGUCUCCUGGUAGAAGAGCAAAGAGCAGAUCAGCAGAAAGGAAACGAAGAGAAUCAGAAAGGAGGCGUCUUUCUUCUCCCAGAACCCGACCUAGAGAUGAUAUUCUCUCUAGACGUGAGAGAUCAAAAGAAGCCAGCCCACUCAGAUGGUCACCAUCCAGAAGAAGAUCUAGGUCUCCCAUCCGAAGGAGAUCUCGUUCACCACUGCGACGCAGCCGGUCUCCAAGAAGGAGAAGCAGGUCUCCUCGGAGGAGGGAUAGAGGUCGGAGGAGUAGAUCUCGGCUUCGGAGGAGGUCUAGGUCACGGGGUGGUCGUAGACGUAGAGUAGUAGAAGCAAAUUAAGGAAGAUAAUUUAAAGGAAGUCUUUCUGAAGGCAUGAAAGCGGAGCAGGAAUCCUCAUCAGAUGAGAACCUUGAAGACUUUGAUGUAGAAGAAGAAGAUGAAGAAGCCCUGAUAGAGCAGAGAAGACUACAGAGACAAGCAAUUGUUCAGAAAUACAAGUACCUGACUGAAGACAGUAAUAUGUCUGUGCCAUCUGAACCAAGCAGUCCUCAGAGCAGCACACGUAGUCGUUCAAAUUCACCAGAUGACAUUCUAGAACGUGUAGCUGCUGAUGUUAAAGAGUAUGAACGGGAAAACGUUGAUACAUUUGAGGCCUCUGUAAAAGCCAAACACAACCUCAUGACGGUUGAACAGAAUAAUGGCUCAGCUCAGAAGAAGCUAUUAGCUCCUGACAUGUUCACAGAAUCGGAUGAUAUGUUUGCUGCGUACUUUGAUAGUGCUCGUCUUAGGGCUGCUGGUUUUGGAAAAGACUUCAAAGAAAACCCCAAUCUCAGGGAUAACUGGACUGAUGCAGAAGGCUAUUAUCGUGUUAACAUAGGUGAAGUUCUAGAUAAACGUUACAAUGUUUAUGGUUACACUGGCCAGGGAGUUUUCAGUAACGUAGUGCGAGCCAGAGAUAUGGCCAGAGCAAACCAAGAAGUGGCAGUCAAAAUAAUCAGGAACAAUGAACUUAUGCAAAAAACUGGUCUUAAAGAACUGGAAUUUUUGAAGAAGCUCAAUGAUGCAGAUCCUGAUGACAAAUUUCAUUGUCUACGAUUGUUCAGACAUUUUUAUCACAAACAGCACCUCUGUCUGGUAUUUGAACCACUCAGUAUGAAUUUACGAGAGGUACUGAAAAAGUAUGGAAAGGAUGUCGGUCUCCACAUUAAAGCUGUACGGUCCUAUAGCCAGCAAUUGUUCCUUGCAUUAAAACUACUUAAAAGAUGUAACAUCCUACAUGCUGAUAUUAAACCAGACAAUAUAUUGGUGAAUGAAUCUAAAACCAUAUUAAAGCUUUGAUUUGGAUCAGCUUCACAUGUUGCAGAUAAUGACAUCACACCAUAUCUUGUCAGUAGAUUUUAUCGAGCUCCUGAAAUUAUUAUAGGCAAAAUCUAUGAUUAUGGUAUAGAUAUGUGGUCAGUAGGCUGCACGUUAUAUGAACUUUAUACAGGAAAAAUACUGUUUCCUGGCAAAACCAAUAACCAUAUGCUGAAACUUGCCAUGGACCUCAAAGGAAAGAUGCCAAACAAGAUGAUCCGAAAAGGUGUAUUCAAAGAUCAACACUUUGAUCAAAAUCUCAACUUCAUGUAUAUAGAAGUAGACAAAGUAACAGAAAGGGAAAAAGUUACUGUCAUGAGCACCAUUAAUCCAACCAAGGACCUGUUAGCAGACUUGAUUGGGUGCCAACGACUCCCUGAAGACCAGCGGAAAAAAGUACAUCAGCUAAAGGACUUGUUGGACCAGAUCCUAAUGUUAGACCCAGCCAAACGGAUUAGCAUCAACCAGGCUCUGCAACACGCUUUCAUCCAGGAAAAAAUUUAAAUCAGAUGAAGAAGUCCUAAGGGUUUGAGUAGUUAAGAUACAAAGACUGAAGAAAUUUCACAGCAGUUUAUUAAUGUAUAUAAACAUAUAUAUUUCCCCCUGCAAAGUUGAGGAAGAAUGAUAUAUUUGAAUUAACACCAAGGCUGAUAUUUCUUUUAGAAAUGUUAGAGUAAUUCUGUUUGUGUCUUAUGUGAAAAUUUUCACUGUAGAACUGUUUUAAUUGCCAAGACUGCACACAAGUACAAUGCUAAUGUAUAUGGUUGCAGUUCAUAUAUUAUAAAAAAAAAAAAAAAAAAAAAAGCUUGUUAUAAAAGAACAGUAAUACUGGGUGGUUGAUUUGUUCUUAGCAGACUUGGCUUCAUUUUUGUCUUUAAAAAAUGGCCAGCAUAAAUGCUGUUUAUAUUCACGUUUUCCUAGGUGUGUGUGUGCAGGCCACAGCAGCAUGCCCUUGGUGUAGUCAGUGCCGAAGGGGGUCUGUUCCUUCUUGAGCCUGCCUGCAGGGAUGGUCUCCUCUUUUAAAGCAGGUUGUGUACAACUUUCAGUACACUGAAGGUAAGCUAAACCAUCAACAUCACCGGUGUUUAAGAUGUUAUUUUACUGGAACAACUGACAAAUGAGAGACAAUAGCUUUAUGGCAGAAUUCCCUGCAUGUUUGAUAAAUGAUGUUUUAUUUUCUGGCAUUGCAACUGUGGCAUAGUUACGACUUGUGUUCAGUUCAUCACAUUUAAAAUUUGGAGAAUGCGCACUUGAUGGAUAGAGCGCCUUCAGUGUACUGUUCUUAUUACUUUAAUUUUUUUAAUCAACUUGCUAUAGACUUUGUAUACAUUUUGUUAAAUAUAGUUCACUAUGACAUAGAACCAAUACUUAACAGAAAAGUUUUCAUUUACUAAUUACAUAUGUUGGCAUCUGAUUCUGAAAGACCUUAUAUCUAAAGGAUAGAUAGACAAUAUAAUGACAUUUUUAACUAUUUGUAUGUCAUUUUGAAAGUGUACUGCUUUAUGCUAAAAGUGUUUCAUUUGUUCAUUGUUUUCAUUAUUUGUGAUCAUGUUGUCUUUCAAUACAGGCAUAAACCUUCCACUCUUGAACAAAGCAGCUGCUUUUUAAAAGCGGUAAUUGCUUCUUUACCUUUUAUUUCUUUUGUAAAUGAAGCUUUUCUUUAAGAAAUGUGACAGUGUUGUCUCUUGCAUAAAACAGUUGACACUCACUUAUUGUAAAGUGAAGAUUGUUCUGCUGCAUGUAAAGUGGACCAUGCAGAUUUCUGUAUGUUUUCAGUAUGCAUCAUUAGAUAAUAAAGUCUUUUGUGAACAAGGCAUUUGUAGCCAUUUUUAAAAGAUUUUGUCUUCAGUGCUGGUAAAUCAGGUAAUACAUAAGAAGAAACCCUUCAUUUUUCUGUAAAUCCUUUAAUUAAAGGGAUUAUUAAAAGUUAUGAUCUUUGGAAGGUGAUAUUAAUUAGAUCUCUAAUUAUCAUCAUUGUAAAAGAAAACAAACCAAAAACCUACAGAUACUGUCUAUCUGCUUUCAUUGUUAUGAAAUUAUUCCUGUAGGAUGUAUGGUUGAAUUCAGGCUUUAACUAAUGUUUGUGCUAUUUUUCUCACUUUUCCUUUUGAUGGUGCUGAAAGAGAGAAAGGAAAGCGAGGCACAGGCCACUCUACGCCUACUCCAUGGGUCUGAUUUGAUGAGACACCAACUUCACCUUCCUAACAAGGUGCCGCUCAAAAGAAGAUGAUGACCACCAGAAGACAUGAACAAAGGGUAAGUGGCAGUAAACCUCUGAAGAACCUUUGAAUAUAUUGAUCCAUACACAGAAGGCUGAUCAUUCUGUGAGAAUACAGGAGAUAUAACGUAAUCUUCUACAGUGUAUUAAGUCACCAACUGUAACUUAUAGCAGCAAAUAUUCAAAGUGGCAAUUUCUUCAAGUUAAUAAAAUAAGAUUUCGGAAGUUA